AUGGGCGGAGAGAAAGCUUCGUCCCAAGCACACCAUGCGCUCAUUGAUCCCCUGGUGGAACCAGAUCCAAGUGACGUGACUGGACUGAACGCUCACUUUGGCUCAACCUUUGCCCCCCGUGAAAAACUGCCCACUCCUCCCCUCUCUGCCGGACUCAAAGGUAGCCCUUCCGCCAGCAUCCGCCCUCAAAGUACCGGUUCUUCCGUCGAGACCAACCCUUAUCGCCGUUCUAGAGCAUCUUCUGCAGCCAAAGAACCGAGAGUCCAGUUUUCCCAAGUCUCGCCCAAGCAAGGAAACGAUCCCCGGUCUCAUUACCCUUCCCCCCCAAACUCUGCGAGCCCCCGCAGGGAACGCUUCUCGGAUCAUCGCAGCGAGGCUUUUGCAUCUUCCAGCAGCAGUGGGCAUCCACGAAGAUCGAGUCAACCCAACCCGUUCAACGAUCCACCCAGGGAAGGCAAUCGCUUGGCCCGCAGCGGGUCCCUCCGCGAGCGAUACCCAGGCGAUCUGAGUCAUCGUCCUUUGGAUAUUAUCCGUAAAGAUACGAAGACCGCCCACCGUGCUCAUCACCUGAGGAAGAAGAACUUCCAGGGAGCCGAUAUCAUUGACCGUCUAGACAAGACAACCCCAAGCUACCACCAUGAAGGUCCAUAUGAUGCAGCCAACCUGUCUCGCAAUCUAAGCUACACUCAUAGCCCUGUGGCGGCCGUACAGGAAACCAACGAGGAAGCACUCAAAGCUACCCCCAGAGAAAACAUUAUCAAUACCAUGACUAAGCAUCACCCAAUUGACGGUGUCGCCUUCGUGCCACCCGGUGUUCCUGAUAGAUUCGGUCGCACCUAUGAUUACCAGGAAGGUACAGAUCUUAUGCGCGAGCCAGGUUACGACUACAAACGCUGGCCCGGAGUCACAUAUCAUCCGGAUGAUUUGAAGGGCAAGGGUGAGCCUUCCUUCACCAUCGAAAGGCAGCUUAAGGAGCGCAAAGCCUACGGCGAGACUGGAACUGAAAUGCAAACUCGGCGCCGAAAUGUCAGCUUCAGUGUGAAUGACCGACCCGAGAACAUUGUAUCCGGAGAUGUCGAUGGAAACGGCUUGGGACGAAGCAACACCACCGGGAAGAGCGUAGGCACCGCCCUGAAGAAGCGCUUUGGUAGUCUUCGCCGCCGCAAAGCAGACGCCUAG
This is a messenger RNA of Periconia digitata, 1179 nucleotides long. The record is from the annotation of a GenBank genome assembly. NCBI's taxonomy places the organism in Eukaryota, Fungi, Ascomycota, Dothideomycetes, Pleosporales, Periconiaceae.